AUGACCUCCUCGAAGCCCCUUGUUUUGCUCACAGGCGCAUCCGGUUUCCUGGGGUAUCUUACUCUGGUAAAUCUCCUCAAAUCGGGCUAUCGAGUUCGGGCUGUUGUUCGCUCGCAGGCCAAGGCAAACAAGAUCCUCACCGCCCCUUCGCUUCGGGACCUCGACCCAUCCCCCGAAACUCUUCUGUUUAGCAUUAUCUCGGAUCUAUCAAUUCCAGGCGCUCUUGAUGACGCCUUCCGAGAUGUGACGUACGCAAUUCACGUUGCAUCACCCGUGCCCGCUUUUGGGGCCAACCAUGGACCACCAACGGAGGAGUACGACGAGUAUUUUGUACAAAACGCCGUAAAUAUAGACGUCGGUUUACUUAAAAGUGCUGCAACUGUUGAUUCCGUACGCAGAGUUGUGUUCACAUCCUCGUGUAUGGCUGUUGUACCAUUCUCUUAUUACGCUGGUGGAGAUGUAGAUUACCACGUGCGAUUUGGCCCAGACAGCCGAACUACAAAUAUCGCUGGUCCGCUGGGCAAUGACGUUCAGGCUUAUGCAGCGGGAAAAAUUGCUGCCUUGAAUGCCGUGGAGAACUGGAUUUCCGAGACCUCCCAGAAGAUCAAAUUCGACACAAUAACCGUUGUGCCUGGAUUUAUAUUUGGCAGGAAUGAGCUGACCGAAUCCAUCGAAGACCUGAGAGUUGGGAGUACGAACUCGGUAUUGCUUAGCUUUUUGCUUGGAGGACAAAACGAAUGGCCGUACAACGGCAACUCCGUGCUUGGAAGCGACGUAGCGCAAGUUCUCGUCAAGGUACUGAAGCCAGAAGUUGAAGGCAACCAGUCGUUCAUUACUUCAAAGGCUAUUACAUGGGAGGAUGCACUUGAUACAAUUCGGAACCAUUAUCCCGAGGCAGUCUCGGCUGGACAGUUGAGCGCUACUGGUAAGCAGCCUACAUUGCCAAUUAUACUAGACAGUUCCAAGACGGAGAAGGUUUUAGGAAUUACGUUUUCUACAUUCGAGGAACAGGUCAGGGAGGUUGCCAACCAGUAUCUUGAGCUACAUGACGCCAGACAGACAGCUUCAAGGACAACAUAG
Molecule: messenger RNA, 1080 nt
Organism: Pochonia chlamydosporia 170
Lineage: Eukaryota; Fungi; Ascomycota; Sordariomycetes; Hypocreales; Clavicipitaceae
Product: reductase
Exons: 1
Coding region: 1-1080 (359 amino acids)
Molecular function (GO): oxidoreductase activity, acting on the CH-OH group of donors, NAD or NADP as acceptor
Source: RefSeq, a predicted model, not a curated record